CUUCGCAGUCUAAUAUGUUGCAACCACCUGCAAUCCGUGGGAACUGGAUUAGCUGGUUGCUGACAGGACACUGGGAUUCAACGUACAAUCCAUACCGUUGGCUAUUGUAGUCUGAAGUUUAAUUAGAUUUUAUUUGGUGGAAGCAGCAGCACUGCUCCGUUUAUGAACUUAUGCAAGUCGGACUGACUUUCAAAUUUUAAUGCAGUUUUCUGUGUUUCGUUGCAAUUUUUCGAAGGACUGAUUUGCAAGACUCGAUGGCAUUCGGAUUUUCCUUUCCACUGGCCAUGUGCUGAAGCUGACAAGAUAAAUCGCCUGAAUGCUUUCUCGAACCCUGCACACAACGUUUGCCUACUAGAAUAGAUCUAUUCAUUCCGCAGAGAACCAUGAUUGGUAUCUCCCAACCGAAGAACCAGACUACGCUGCAGAGUACUGGCGGCGACAGUAUUGCAGUGAAAUAUGUGUUAUCCAGUGCCAGUGCUUUCGUAGCCGAAUUUGUGACGUAUCCUCUGGAUUUGGCCAAGACGCGACUACAGAUCCAGGGCGAAAAGAGCGCUUCAGUGAUAGCAAAUGGAACCAGAAAAAUUAGUUCGCCGCAGGCCUAUCGAGGGCUGUUCAAAACGGCUGUUGGAAUCGUCAAAGAAGAGGGAUUUACAAAACUGUGGUAUGGAUUGCCUCCCGCACUCGUUCGUCAUGCAAUUUAUACUGGAUCCCGGAUGACGAUGUAUGAACAAGCUCGGGAAAAGCUUUUCCAUGCUUCGUCGAAAGAUUCCAUUGCUUUAUGGCAGGCGACAUUCCUCGGCAUGACUUGCGGUGGAAUUAGUCAAGUGAUAGCUAAUCCAGCGGAUGUGGUGAAAGUGAUGUUGCAGAUGGAAGGACGUCGCAGGUUAGAAGGAAAGCCACCUAGAGUUUUGGGAAUGACCCAUGCUUUCCAGACUGUGAUAGCCGAAAGUGGUUGGAAAGGCUUAAUGCGAGGAUGGCUUCCUAACAUGCAGCGCGCAGCGCUGGUCAAUCUCGGAGACUUAACCGCUUACGAUACUGUGAAGCACGCUGUUUUGACGCAUACUCCCCUCAAAGAUAGCCCUGUGACUCACGCACUGUCUAGUCUCUUAUCCGGAAUUGUAGCGGCGAUCUUUGCUACUCCAGCAGAUGUUGUGAAGACUCGAAUGAUGAACCAGCCCUUUGAUGCUACCGGAAGGCCGUUGUUCUAUCAGUCUUCUCUCCAGUGUCUUUCCAAAACCGUACGAGAGGAGGGCAUGUUAGCCAUUUAUAAAGGCUUUUUUCCUGCAUGGAUGAGAAUGGGUCCUUGGAGUAUGACUUUCUGGCUGGUGUAUGAACAGCUGAGAAGAUUGGACAAACCAAGCCACAGUGCUCAACCAGUGGAUACUAUUGUUUUGUAAUAUUGCUGAAGGCCAGACAGGACUGGUGCUCAUGGUCAGUAGGAUGGUCCCGGUUCUGUGGUGUUUCUGCUGGUUCGUUUGAGGUUUGAUACGUUGUUUCUUUUCCUUAUUGUUCCUUGAAACUUGAUGGAUUAGCUCUAGAAUGUUGCAGAUUUUAUCUUUUAAUAUAUUUCUGGUAUUCUGAAUUUUAUUGCACUUGUA
Molecule: messenger RNA, 1598 nt
Organism: Paramacrobiotus metropolitanus
Lineage: Eukaryota; Metazoa; Tardigrada; Eutardigrada; Parachela; Macrobiotidae
Product: mitochondrial uncoupling protein 4-like
Exons: 11
Coding region: 384-1397 (337 amino acids)
Biological process (GO): response to cold; transmembrane transport
Source: RefSeq, a predicted model, not a curated record